GUUCUAUAGUUCAAGGACUUCUUAAAAGUCAUUUUACAAUAAUUGACUCAUUUAUUGCCACCCCAAUACUACCUUUGUUUGCAUUUCCCACUAGUGAUCCACACUUUACUGCCUGCUCUUUCACGAUGAAGGCCAUGGAGGAUCAAGUAGUCCAAGAAGAACCAGGAUACCAGGAUGAUGAGGAAUCCUUUUUCCAGGAUAUUGACCUGCUACAGAAGCAUGGAAUCAAUGUAGCAGAUAUUAAAAAACUGAAGUCAGUUGGGAUCUGCACGAUCAAAGGAAUCCAGAUGACCACAAGACGGGCACUGUGCAAUGUAAAAGGGCUUUCAGAGGCCAAAGUGGACAAGAUUAAAGAAGCUGCAAACAAGCUUAUUGAACCAGGCUUCCUGACUGCCUUUGAGUACAGUGAAAAACGGAAGAUGGUAUUUCAUAUUACUACCGGCAGCCAGGAAUUUGAUAAACUUCUGGGUGGUGGGAUUGAAAGCAUGGCAAUCACUGAAGCCUUUGGAGAGUUCCGGACAGGCAAAACUCAGCUCUCUCACACCCUUUGUGUGACAGCUCAGCUUCCAGGUCCAAAUGGCUACACAGGUGGAAAGAUUAUCUUCAUUGACACUGAAAAUACAUUCCGACCAGACCGCCUUCGUGACAUUGCUGAUCGCUUCAAUGUUGACCAUGACGCAGUACUUGACAAUGUGCUGUACGCACGUGCAUAUACUAGUGAACAUCAGAUGGAAUUGCUUGACUAUGUAGCAGCCAAGUUCCAUGAGGAAGCUGGUAUCUUCAAGCUGUUGAUCAUUGACUCCAUAAUGGCACUUUUCCGUGUGGAUUUCAGUGGUCGUGGAGAGUUGGCUGAACGACAACAGAAACUGGCUCAGAUGCUGUCAAGGCUCCAAAAAAUAUCAGAAGAAUAUAAUGUGGCCGUGUUUGUGACCAACCAGAUGACUGCUGAUCCAGGAGCAACGAUGACCUUUCAGGCGGACCCAAAAAAGCCCAUUGGGGGCCACAUCCUUGCUCAUGCUUCGACUACCAGGAUUAGUUUGAGGAAAGGGAGAGGGGAGCUGCGUAUUGCAAAGAUAUAUGACAGUCCUGAGAUGCCUGAAAAUGAAGCCACAUUUGCAAUAACUGCUGGAGGGAUUGGGGAUGCCAAAGAAUAAGCAGAAAACUGACAUACAGCUGAAAACCACCUGGGCAAUCAGGACGCAGAUUUGUGCAAGGUCACUGACUGCCUAGCUGCAUUUCCACCCUUUGGGAACCAUUUAAGGUAUUUUGGGAGAACAUUGGGAUGAACUCUGUACAGUACAGUUUUAUUGAUCUUAACAGAAAUCAGUUCAUUUAGAGUCUUUAUUUUCCAACUGAACUUUCAGCAGACAAAGAUUUGAGAAAUAAGCUCGUGAACAGUUCAAAGAAUCCUUUCCCUCCAUUCUGUGAAAAUCAAAGCUGUCCUUUCACAUGGGAUUAAUAUACUCUUUUUUUAGUUUAUUUCAAAGAAGGUGUCUAUGUGGUAGAAUUUAACAGCAAAACGGAACAGAAUUGGAAUAAACUCAGUUAUAAGAUUGACGUAAAUGGAUGGAAAAGGCAGUGGCAGGAACAACAGCCCAAGAACUUGAGGGACUCUCACAUACUGUAGACAACAAUUUACUUUAAAAAUACAUUUUUAGGCAUUUUUAUCUUGACUAGAUAAUUUUUGUAUUUUUAUUUAGCAUUUUCUACUUUUUGGAGAGAAUGUUUUAAAACUGUUCUUAUUAAAGUUAAAAAUAAAAAUUAUUAAUUAGAACAACACUCUGCUUAUGUUUGGGUGCUUUGAAUCAAACCCUGCUCUCAAUAACUCACUCAUCUUUCAUGACAGAAAUAAAACUGGGUGCAAUCCAACAUUUUAAAACCUUUUAUCUAGUUCUCUAAAGAAAAACCUUUAUAUAAUUGCCUUGUCAGUCACCUAAUAUAAGACUAUUAAAAUUAUUAAAUAAUAUUAAAUAUUAUUAUUAAGAAGCAGAAGAAAACAAAACCAGAGGCUAGAUAGGGGAGAGAGGCUGACACCA
Messenger RNA from Falco peregrinus (peregrine falcon), 2036 nucleotides. It is a transcript of the gene DMC1, whose product is annotated as DNA meiotic recombinase 1. Gene Ontology annotation, cellular component: condensed nuclear chromosome; nucleus. The coding region runs from base 126 to 1154 and encodes 342 amino acids. Gene Ontology annotation, biological process: DNA recombinase assembly; chromosome organization involved in meiotic cell cycle; DNA repair. Gene Ontology annotation, molecular function: DNA strand exchange activity; ATP binding; double-stranded DNA binding. The transcript has 13 exons. The record is from RefSeq and is a predicted model, not a curated record. NCBI's taxonomy places the organism in Eukaryota, Metazoa, Chordata, Aves, Falconiformes, Falconidae.